AUGGAGCACUCUGCUGACACCUGCCAAGAGCUUCCUGUCCCUCAUUUGCCUCUUUCUCUCCCUCUCUCUGUCCCCUUCCUCUCCUUCCCCAACCCAGACAUAAACGAGCUAAACCUGCCCAAAACUUGUGACAUCAGUUUCUCAGACCCAGAUGACCUCCUCAACUUCAAGCUGGUUAUCUGUCCCGACGAGGGCUUCUACAAGAGUGGAAAGUUUGUGUUCAGUUUUAAGGUGGGCCAAGGUUACCCGCAUGACCCCCCCAAGGUGAAGUGUGAGACUAUGGUUUAUCACCCCAACAUUGACCUUGAGGGCAACGUCUGCCUCAACAUCCUCAGAGAGGACUGGAAGCCAGUCCUUACGAUAAACUCCAUAAUUUAUGGCCUGCAGUAUCUCUUUUUGGAGCCCAACCCCGAGGACCCACUGAACAAGGAGGCUGCCGAGGUCCUGCAGAACAAUCGGCGGCUGUUUGAGCAGAACGUCCAGCGCUCCAUGCGAGGUGGCUACAUCGGCUCCACCUAUUUUGAGCGCUGCCUGAAAUAGGGUCGGCGCAUACCCACCCUGCCAGGGCCACCAGCCUGGGCAUCCCCUGCAAAUAUUUAUUGGGGGACAUGGGAGGUGGGUGGGAAAUGGCCAGUGGAGUAAGCCCUGCCUUGGCCUUGCCUCCCCUCCUUGCCGCCUGCCCCUAGGUUUUUUUUUUUUUUUUUAACCACCACAUGAUUCUGGUCGGCACUUCCUUCCCCGACCAGCUCAGCGAUGGGAAAUGAAUUGGCUUGUCUAGCCCCACGCUGGGUGCUUUCCAGCCCCCCGACUGUGGGCUGUAGGGUGUGACGGCCAGGGACCUGGGUAACUGGGCCCAAGCAACCCCCCUUUCCACAGCCGGAGGUCAUAGCAGGCUAUUAAAGGGGAAUGUUACUGCA
Messenger RNA from Fukomys damarensis (Damara mole-rat), 917 nucleotides. It is a transcript of the gene Ube2m, whose product is annotated as ubiquitin conjugating enzyme E2 M. Lineage: Eukaryota; Metazoa; Chordata; Mammalia; Rodentia; Bathyergidae. Bases 1 to 540 code for a protein of 179 amino acids. Gene Ontology annotation, molecular function: NEDD8 transferase activity. Gene Ontology annotation, cellular component: nucleus. Gene Ontology annotation, biological process: protein neddylation. The record is from RefSeq and is a predicted model, not a curated record. The transcript is spliced from 6 exons.